This is a messenger RNA of Trichoderma atroviride IMI 206040, 804 nucleotides long. RefSeq lists its product as uncharacterized. The record is from RefSeq and is a predicted model, not a curated record. NCBI's taxonomy places the organism in Eukaryota, Fungi, Ascomycota, Sordariomycetes, Hypocreales, Hypocreaceae.
AUGUCUUCAAUCACACCGACCUAUAUUCCGUCGCCGAACUGGGACAUUCCCGCAGAUAGCGACAUCGUCGUUCUCGGGCGUCUGAUUAAAGACGCCAAAAACCCCGAGAGCAAGAUCCCCAAGAGCAGCAGCAGUCCCAUCCCCCCACCCAAGAUACAUGAAGGAGAGAAGACCGACUGGCGGACCAAUCUCGAGCGGGUUCACUCGGGCAAGAUUGGGAUCUGGGCCAAGUGCUUGCAGGCGAUUGGGGGCCAGCUCAGUUUCACCCAGCUGCAGUCAGCGGCGGAGGAUCAUGAAUUCGACGUUUUGGAGACUAGAUAUUUCCUGCCGGAGGAUGAGUAUCUCGCGCAGGCCAUCAAUGAUCCGGGCGUGCAGGCGUAUUUCCAAGUGUGCAACUGGAGAAAGCCCGUGUAUCUGAUUACUGGCAUCAAGAUUGCAAGGGGCUCCAAGGUUACCAGCGAGAGGAACACUGAGAGGUCGGCCCAGGCUGAGAUCAAGGUCGAUGCAACGGGCCUGGGCGUGCCUGUGGAGGUGGGACCAGAAGCAGCGUGGGAAUCGAAAAAGAAGAGUGGCAUAUCGUUUGCUGGAUCGACGGAUUAUAUCUUUGCCUACCAGCUUAUGAGGAUGAAGCCGAAGAGGAAAGGUGCCGGAUCGACAAAUGAGAGUUAUGUGAGGGGAGCUGUGUUUGACAAGGAAGAGAGCGGCGAUGCUGCAGAAGUAGCCUUGCGGGACGUCUAUGAUGUCGAAGAGGAGACGGAUGUCGGUUUCUCCGACACUUGGGAAAGCAUUGAGACUGAGCAAUAG